AAUCACGUGACGUAAUCGGAAGCGUUUCCGGGUGGUAGAAAGGCGGAUCCCUCUGCUAGUUUGCGUUUCACAACUUCUUUUUAGCACGUUUUUUUGCGUGGCCACAGAGCAAUUAUUUUUGAUUUCAAGUCACUUCUGCUGUCGGAGCAUUAAAGCGACGUUAUCUAAUCGAGUUCUGCGACCGUUCUCACCGCGGCGGCUGAAGACUCCCCCCCUCUUCCAGCAAGCUAACUUGUAGCGCUAGCGUUUAACUUUACAACUGCUCUGCAGCAGGAACAGGGAAGGAGACCUAAGCUAACACAGGACGAUGGGAGACAAAGAACUGAUGUGGGCAUUGAAGAACGGAGACCUGGACGAGGUUAAAAGUAAACUAACAGCGGCAGAUGUAAACCGGACCUUGGAAGGUGGGAGGAAACCUCUGCACUAUGCUGCAGAUGCUGGUGAAGUAGAGGUGGUGGACUUCCUCAUUUCAAUGGGAGCAGAUGUCAAUGCUCCAGACAAACAUGGGAUCACUCCACUGAUGGCUGCCUGUUAUGAGGAUCAUUUUGCCUGUGUCAAGGUCCUGCUAGAAAAGGGUGCGGACAAGAACCAGAAAGGCCCGGACGGCAUCAGCCUCCUUGAUGCUGCCCAGGACGAGAGAAUAAAAGCAGUGCUCAAGUAGACUCCACUGGACAGGCGGGUGCACGGACAGACGGACGGACGCAGUGGCUCCCGACAGAAGACGGAGGGACGCCUCGCUCCUCCUCCGACCAGCCUCUGUCGUAACACUGCUUUUGUCUGUUUGCUAGAGGGUCAUUUUGUCUGUCCAGUGGUUCUUCUCGACCUUGUUUGUCCCCGGGCUCCUGGGGUCGGAUCUUCUCUCCUUUUGGCCUCUGUCUGUAGCCGCUGAACAGAAUGACCCGUCGCUUGCGUCUCCUUCAGGGACCAAACGCCGGGGGAGUGUUGUCAUACGUGGAUCUCAAAACACUGCAGACUAGAAAUUAGGAACACGUCUAACGCAAUGCUUAGCACUUACGUCCACAUCUCUCAUCUUUAGGUAUCUAUUAUAAAACAGUAACAGACGGUGUUCAUAUUUUUUUUUUUUUU
Messenger RNA from Betta splendens (Siamese fighting fish), 1086 nucleotides. RefSeq names its product myotrophin (gene mtpn). Lineage: Eukaryota; Metazoa; Chordata; Actinopteri; Anabantiformes; Osphronemidae. Gene Ontology annotation, cellular component: nucleus; cytoplasm. The transcript is spliced from 4 exons. The coding region runs from base 308 to 661 and encodes 117 amino acids. The record is from RefSeq and is a predicted model, not a curated record. Gene Ontology annotation, biological process: regulation of barbed-end actin filament capping. Gene Ontology annotation, molecular function: protein binding.